Chenopodium quinoa (quinoa) is the source of this 853-nucleotide messenger RNA. Its product is annotated as 30S ribosomal protein S17, chloroplastic-like. The record is from RefSeq and is a predicted model, not a curated record. The transcript has a single exon. Gene Ontology annotation, biological process: translation. Gene Ontology annotation, cellular component: ribosome. Gene Ontology annotation, molecular function: structural constituent of ribosome. Bases 112 to 621 code for a protein of 169 amino acids. Lineage: Eukaryota; Viridiplantae; Streptophyta; Magnoliopsida; Caryophyllales; Amaranthaceae.
AACUAAGUACCAGUCCAGCCCACAACAAACACACACUUCCUGAUCCUCUUCUUCUUUCACCCAAACAAAAAGAUGAGGUAAUCCCCUCAUCCUCAAUCCAAAUUUCCAACAAUGUCUCUCACUUUCUCUCUCCUCAAACCCCCUCUCUCCUCAUCCAAACCCACCACCCCAUUCCUCCAUGGCACCACCAAGUUCUCUCUCCUCCCAUCAUUCUCCGCCCUCUCUCUCUCCACCCCACCACCCUCCUCCGCCACAACUUCCACCUUCCCAAUCAUUAAAGCCAUGAGAUCAAUGCAAGGCAAAGUCGUCUGCGCCACCAACGACAAAACCGUUAACGUCGAGGUUACUCGUCUCGCACCCCACCCCAAAUAUAAGCGUCGGGUCAGGAAGAAGAAGAAGUACCAGGCCCAUGACCCGGAUAACAGAUUCAAAGUCGGUGAUUGGGUUCAGCUUGAAAAAUGUCGGCCCAUUAGUAAAACCAAGACUUUUCUUGCUGUUUUUCCUGAAGGUAGGCAGCUUCCUGGGCCCAGGCCCAACCCCGUUGUUGCUGAUGCUGAUGCUCCGAAUGAACUUGGGAUUCCUCUGGAAUCUCAGGCUGGUGAAGGGGAUAAGACUGUGUGAGUUUAGGUUUUGAAUUUUGUGGUUUUAGGAUGUGUUUGUAAGGUGUUUGCUGAAAUGCCUGACUGGAGAUUGGGGGGGUUUUGGUUCAAUUGUAAUGAUAACAUUUGUAUGUUUUUCUACUGUCUAAAAUGUAAGAUUUUGUUUAAUUUUGUAUUUUUUUUCCAGUGAUUUACUGCAGUUUCUUUCAAUAUGAAAUGAGUAUAAUAGUAUAUAGUGUUUGAUGAGAAUCUAA